Suillus subaureus is the source of this 690-nucleotide messenger RNA. RefSeq lists its product as uncharacterized. Lineage: Eukaryota; Fungi; Basidiomycota; Agaricomycetes; Boletales; Suillaceae. The coding region runs from base 1 to 690 and encodes 229 amino acids. The record is from RefSeq and is a predicted model, not a curated record. The transcript has a single exon.
AUGAGCUCUGCCACACCUGCUGCAGCUCCAAAAAUGACCUUCACAACUGUUGCUGCUUCUCUUUCAGAAGAAGCUAAUUGCAUCCAGGGGGAACAGAAGCUCAAUGGUUCAAGGUCAGAGUAUGCCAAUGUCAUAGGAGCAGGCAUACCUGAAUCCUGGGUGAAUUCCAAGACUGGCAUCCACAUGCACAAGUCCAACCCUAAGGGCAUAGCUUGCGAUAACCCAGCCUGUGUGGGGCUGCCACAGUCACUGACUCAUGACCGUGAACACUGCUUCCAGCCAGGUGGUGGGAUGGAAGGAAAGGGCAGAGUCCCUGCCCACAGCAGAAAACCCUUCAGAAAAGAUGUUGCUGCAGCUGCCACAACUGACACACCUGUGAAUCCCUCAUCCACAUUCUCACCCAGCAUAUCGAAUGCAGAUCUUGCAUGCACCAUCAUCAAAGAGAUUGAUGAUCCCUCUGACUCCUCUCCAACCACAGAAAACAUAGCCUGCAUAGUAUGUCAAGCAAUGUCAAUGAUUCUUGACUCUGGCACAACAUCCACACUGAUCACCGACUGCAAAUUCUUCUGGAACUUCUCCAAUGACUCUCAUGUGGUUGUUAAAAUGGCCAAUCAUGGGCAACUUCCCAUAUCUGGACAAGGUGACUGUGUUGCUGAUCUGAAUAUUGGGGGCAAAAUCCAUCGCAUUUGA